GAAGAAGAAGAAGAAGAAGAAGAGGAGUCCGCUUCGUUACAAUGUGUUUAGUGUUUUUACAGACACUAAAGUUAUAAAUGACAACCACAAAAUAGCGACAGUAACUGAUAGAGACGAGGGGAGGCUGCCACACGUCUACCAAAAAUGAAGCUCAACAUCGAGGGUCUGUUGGUGUAUUUUCCAUAUGAUUACAUAUAUCCUGAGCAGUACUCCUACAUGCUGGAGCUGAAGAGGACUCUGGAUGCCAAGGGUCAUGGAGUCCUGGAGAUGCCAUCAGGAACAGGGAAGACCAUCUCUCUGCUGUCUCUCAUUGUUGCCUACCAAAAGGCCUUUCCUUUGGAAGUGACCAAGCUAAUAUACUGCUCCAGAACAGUUCCAGAGAUCGAGAAGGUCGUGGAGGAGCUGAGGAAGUUGAUGGAGUUUUAUUCCAAGGAAACUGGAGAGAGCAAUAAUUUCCUGGCUCUGGCCCUUUCCUCCAGAAAAAACCUCUGCAUCCACCCUGAGGUACGAGCAGCUGUUGCAUAG
Epinephelus moara (kelp grouper) is the source of this 525-nucleotide messenger RNA. RefSeq names its product general transcription and DNA repair factor IIH helicase subunit XPD-like. Gene Ontology annotation, cellular component: nucleus. Gene Ontology annotation, biological process: transcription by RNA polymerase II; nucleotide-excision repair; positive regulation of mitotic recombination. NCBI's taxonomy places the organism in Eukaryota, Metazoa, Chordata, Actinopteri, Perciformes, Serranidae. Gene Ontology annotation, molecular function: ATP binding; damaged DNA binding; DNA helicase activity. The transcript is spliced from 5 exons. The coding region runs from base 145 to 525 and encodes 126 amino acids. The record is from RefSeq and is a predicted model, not a curated record.